Molecule: messenger RNA, 297 nt
Organism: Prunus armeniaca (apricot)
Lineage: Eukaryota; Viridiplantae; Streptophyta; Magnoliopsida; Rosales; Rosaceae
Source: the annotation of a GenBank genome assembly
AUGCGACAUAGCUGCCGGCGCUGCCUUGCAUCUUCCAGCGUGCUGCCUUCUACUUCUCCUCUUCUCGGAACAUCCAACAUAGCUGCCGGCACUGCCCUGCACCUUCCGGCAGUGCUGCCUCCUACUCAUCCUCUUCUCAGAACAUGCGACAUAGCUGCCGGCGCUGCCUUGCAUCUUCCAGCGUGCUGCCUCCUUUUAUUUCGCAGGUUGUUUUCUUUGGCUUGGGGUCAGUUGGCUUGGUGCACAGCUUCCAUCUUUCUUGAUACCAUAGGAUGUACUAAUCUCCAGCAUGUGUAA